AUGGCCUAUUCGUCUCGGUCGACCAUGUUGCCCGGAGCCGGGCUUCGCCAGCCUUCUCAGCCUUCGUCGGCGUUGGCCACCCGUAUCGCGGCCAAAAAGGCCGAGCUGGACAAUCUACGACAGCUGCGGGAUUUGAAGUGGGACGUUGGCCAUGCAAAUGCAAGCCCUCGAGAUGGAUCUCCCACUGAGUCCACUGGACCCGAGACAGACGAAUCUCCGUCUCGCUUACCAGCCACUUUGGUUCGCAUCCCCGCUGAGCAUCGCGACAAGACUGGCGAAUGA
Penicillium maclennaniae is the source of this 282-nucleotide messenger RNA. Its product is annotated as DASH complex subunit DAD2. The transcript is spliced from 2 exons. The record is from RefSeq and is a predicted model, not a curated record. NCBI's taxonomy places the organism in Eukaryota, Fungi, Ascomycota, Eurotiomycetes, Eurotiales, Aspergillaceae. The coding region runs from base 1 to 282 and encodes 93 amino acids.